This is a messenger RNA of Macrosiphum euphorbiae (potato aphid), 210 nucleotides long. The record is from the annotation of a GenBank genome assembly. Lineage: Eukaryota; Metazoa; Arthropoda; Insecta; Hemiptera; Aphididae.
AUGGAAAGUCAAAUGGGAAUGAUUAUGGAAGAACUAAAGCAGAGUAGACCUAUUAACCCAUUGGAGCCUGUAUUAAUUGAGCCAGAGUCCAAUGAUGACACCAAGUUCAGUUCAUAUUUGGCAACCUUGAUGUCAGACUUACCAAAAAAGAAAAAAAGAAUUCUUCGAGGACAAUUGAUUGCUAUUGUCAUUGAUCAAAUCGAUAACUAA